Xyrauchen texanus (razorback sucker) is the source of this 2148-nucleotide messenger RNA. RefSeq names its product inhibitor of growth protein 3-like. Lineage: Eukaryota; Metazoa; Chordata; Actinopteri; Cypriniformes; Catostomidae. Gene Ontology annotation, cellular component: NuA4 histone acetyltransferase complex. The record is from RefSeq and is a predicted model, not a curated record. The transcript has 12 exons. Bases 78 to 1319 code for a protein of 413 amino acids. Gene Ontology annotation, biological process: regulation of DNA-templated transcription.
GUUCUCCGCAACCUGCGACGCCAUAUUGUCGAAAAACACCCUUUUCCUAAAACGCCUGAAAACUCCUCUCUGCCAGAAUGCUGUACCUAGAGGACUACCUCGAAAUGAUCGAGCAGCUUCCCAUGGAUCUCCGCGACAGGUUUACGGAAAUGAGAGAGAUGGACCUCCAAGUGCAGAAUGCCAUGGAUCAGCUAGAGCAGCGGGUUAAUGAGUUCUUUACUAAUGCAAAGAAGAACAAGCCUGAAUGGAGGGAAGAACAGAUGGAAAUCAUUAAAAAGGAUUAUUAUAAAGCUUUGGAAGAUGCCGAUGAAAAAGUCCAGUUAGCCAAUCAAAUUUAUGAUCUGGUUGAUCGUCAUUUGCGGAAGUUGGAUCAGGAGUUGGCAAAGUUCAAAAUGGAGUUGGAGGCUGACAAUGCUGGCAUCACAGAGGUCCUGGAGAGACGAUCUUUGGAGAUGGACAGCCCCUCCCAACCUGUCAAUAACCACCACGUUCACUCACACGCCACUGCUGAGAAGAGGAAGUAUAGCACACCAGCCCACCACACUACUGAACACGUACCAGAGAAGAAGUUUAAAUCAGAGGCCCUGCUCUCCACACUCACAUCAGAUGCCUCUAAAGAAAACACACCAGGCUGCAGAGUGAACAGCACGUCGUCCUCUAACAGCGUGUAUAACGUAAACUCCUCUCAGUCUCUUCCCUCAUACAACCCACUUCCUGCCGGGCCUGCUGCAGGAGCGGGGGCUAUUUCCAUGGCAGCAGCCCAGGCAGUGCAAGCUACCGCACAGAUGAAAGAGGGCAGGAGAACGUCCAGUCUCAGGGCCAGUUACGAGGCCGUCAAGAAUAAUGAUUUCUUGGGGCGUGAGUUUUCUCUGAGCAGGGACUCCAGUGGUUACACGUCUUCUGCAUUAGCUAACACACUCACACAGCCCCUCACGUCCAGCAACAGCUCAGACGCCCGCACGGGACGCAAGACCAAAGGCAACACAAAGUCUUCCAACCACCAGUCCUCUUCGUCAUCCUCUUCCUCCUCACUGUCGUCCUGCUCAUCAUCCUCAGCAUUGGCUCAUGAACUAGUACAGACCACCAUCACAGAGACCGACACCAGCAGCCAGGUGGACUGGACAUAUGACCCCAAUGAACCCCGAUACUGUAUCUGUAACCAGGUGUCAUACGGAGAGAUGGUCGGCUGUGAUAACCAAGAUUGUCCAAUCGAAUGGUUCCACUACGGCUGCGUUGGCUUGACUGAGGCACCUAAAGGGAAGUGGUACUGCCCACAGUGCACGGCUGCCAUGAAGAGAAGGGGAAGCAGGCACAAAUAAAUCCCAAAAUCAUUACCGCCACGAAACUCUUGGAAAUUGCCGUCCCCCUCAACCAAGACUUAUCUGCACUCUAUUAAAACUCUCCAAGAUGCAGUGAGCUUCACUGAGAGUGUACAUGUUACAUCGUCAUGCAAUCAGGGUUUGUGGAUAUGCGUGAGUGAAAUGUGUAUGACAGAAAGAUGUGGCUGGUGUGUGUUAGUCACAUCCAGAUCAGGAGUUUUACUUGGUGAAUCCGUCUAGAAGCACACUGCCCUCAAGACUGUUGUUUUUAUUUCUUCAUCUUCAUUAAUCUGUAUGAAAGGGGACAUCCAAGUUGUUUUUUUGGAAACCUAUGUAUUUUAACAUUCAAGACAUUCCUCGGCUUGCCAUGCAUAAUCACACCUGGCAGAGUAUGGAUUGACAUGAUUCAGACUGGGAAUUGUAGUCCUGAUGGAUUACAUAAUAUCAGAGACAUUCAAUUGGAGCUCUGACAAAUCUUACAGGAUCCUGAUAUGAACAGAUGAUGACAGAAGCAGUGAUUAUCAUCACUGAAGCCUAUAGUUCGUGUUGCUUCCAAGUGAAAACUUUCAUUGGUUUAUUUGUGUGUAAUGGAUAGAUGAUGUAUUGUGCUCCACUUACAGGAUCAAAAGUUUCUUAAUUCUUAGCGAGGAGCUCUUAAACUGUACAAUUCACAAAAUGAACAACUGCGACCUGUGUGUAUGUUUGUGUGUCUGUGUCUCUAGCCUGUACUGAAGUGGUGAUGCAAAGAUUUGAGAGAUGUAGAGAGAGAAAAAAAACAAUAAAAUGAUCGAGAACUUUUGGUACUCGCUGUCUCAAAAGGACAUUGAAA